Molecule: messenger RNA, 4767 nt
Organism: Lepisosteus oculatus (spotted gar)
Lineage: Eukaryota; Metazoa; Chordata; Actinopteri; Semionotiformes; Lepisosteidae
Gene: znf598
Product: zinc finger protein 598
Biological process (GO): protein ubiquitination; rescue of stalled cytosolic ribosome
Molecular function (GO): ubiquitin protein ligase activity; ribosome binding
Source: RefSeq, a predicted model, not a curated record
AGCCGCUGUAGUUCCCACGUAAAAGCACUAGAGGGCGCAUCUGCCUUAUACUGACGCACGAAACCCAUCGGCCCCGCAGAAAGAUCAUCGUCCUGCUGGCACUCUUUGGUUUGCGUCAUGACGUCACCGGGGAGAGCGCCGGCCGGUAGAGGAUUCUGGACUGCAGAGAGCUCACAGUGAAGUUGUCCAACCGAGGCCCGGGGGUUUCUGUCAUCUUCAGCCAUGGAUCAAAAGUCUGGCAAGGAUACCGAGCGGAGCUGCGUCCUGUGCUGCCAGGAGCUCGACAUUUUCGCCGUGGGCAAGUGUGAUCACCCGGUGUGCUACCGCUGCUCCACCAAGAUGCGGGUGUUGUGUCAGCAGAAGUAUUGCGCCGUCUGCCGGGAGGAGCUGGACAAGGUCAUUUUUGUCAAGAAACUCGAACCGUUUGCCGCAAUACGUUCCCAACAGCUUCAGUGCGAGAAGAAGUACGAUAUUUACUUCAGUGAUUCCAAGAUCUACGCACAGUUCAGGAAGAUUUUACAAUCGGAAUGCCCGCAGUGUCCUGAACCGAGAGUCUUUUCCAAGUUCGAGGAGCUGGAGCACCAUAUGAGGAAGCAGCACGAGCUCUUCUGCUGUAAACUGUGUGUGAAAUACCUUAAGAUCUUCACCCACGAGCGGAGGUGGUACAACCGGAAGGAACUGGCCCGCCACCGCACGCAGGGAGACCCCGACGAUACGUCCCACCGCGGGCACCCUCUGUGUAAAUUCUGUGACGACCGCUACUUGGACAACGACGAGCUGCUGAAGCACCUGAGGACCGAGCACUAUUUCUGCCAUUUCUGCGAUUCAGACGGCGCACAGGAAUACUACAGCGACUACGAGUACCUCCGCGAGCACUUCCGCGAGAAGCACUACCUGUGCGAGGAGGGCCGCUGCAGCACCGAACAGUUCACCCACGCCUUCCGCACGGAGAUCGACUACAAGGCCCACAAGGCCUCCUCUCACAGCAAGAACAGGGCCGAGGCGCGCUUGAACCGCUACAUAGACCUGCAGUUCAGCUACGCCUCGCGACACCAGAGGAGGAAUGAAGAGGACUACGAGGAAGCAGAGAGCUAUGUCCGGUCCCUGAGGCCGACGAGAGGAGGAGCUAGGGGAGGGCAGCAGAACCGGAGAGGAAGCUGGAGAUACAACAGGGAGGAGGAGGACAGAGAGAUCGCGGCUGCGGUCCGAGCGUCCGUGGCAGCUCGCCGGCUGGAGGAGAAACGUCAGGCUCAGGAGCGAGAGCCCCCGAAACCCCGCAAAGAGGAGGCGAUGGAGGCCGAGGACGGCCGGAACCUCAGGAGCACGACCAAGCCACCCAGCGAAGCCCCAGGUCCUAAAGAAGCAAGUAAGUCAGUAAAUGGCAGCGCUCCUCUGAAGGGGGAAGACUUCCCAGUUCUUGGGGCAACAGCUGCACCUAUGGCAUCCAUUCCAAGCGCGAUCAAAUCGGUUCCUGUCGAGCUCAAAGAAGACGAUUUCCCCAGUCUGUCCAGCGUGGCACUGACUUCUCCCAUGACCACAGCCUACACUGCCCAGCCCAGGAAACCGUCCUCCUUCCAAGAAGAGGACUUUCCAGCCCUGGUGUCCAAAAUUAAGCCUCAUAAGCCGCUCGGCGGCACCUCGUCUGCCUGGGCCAACGCCGCGAACAAGAAUUUGGCGAAACCAGCCGCGCCGGCCUUCUCCUCUUCCAGUCCCUCACAGGCCAAGAAGAAGCCCGCGCCGGGGAACAACGCCAAGGCCAGCUCCAGGGCCAAGCCCGCCUGCUCCGACGACGAGGACGACAAGGCCGGCAGGACCACUCAGGAAAUCCGCAGCAUUCCGACCAUGCUGGACAUCUCCUCCCUGCUGACGGGGAAGACCUCCUCCCCGCCCGCGUCCAAGGUGGGCAAGAGGAAGAAGGUGGGGGGAGAGAGGCCGACCCCAUCUUCCUCCUCCUCCUCCUCCUCCUCCUCCUCUCUGCCGCCCGCCGAGGAAGCAGCCCCGGCCGUGGCCCAGAAGGAGAACGUUCCCGACAGUAAGGCGCCCACUCCGGACGUCACCGCGCCCGUCUUUCCCGCCGCCCCCAAAACGAACCCGUUGGUUAACGGCCACGCCGACAAGCCGCCCGACAGCAGCGGCGUGGUGGUGCCCAAGGAGCCGCCGGGACUGAGAAAGCAAGUCGCCCCAGAUCCCUGCCCGCUCCCCGAGGAAGAAGAGUUUCCGGCGCUCAUGCCUAAGAAACCUCCGCCAGGUUUCAAGACUGCGUUUCCCAUGAAGGGAGGACAGACGGGCCUACCUCCACCUCCCCCUGGGCUAGCUACACCUAUUAGCAAACCUCCCCCCGGCUUCACUGGCAUUUCCUUGAAUGCGAAUCUCUUAGAGCCUGCCAUUCCAUCGGUCACGGAACCAGUGUAUUCUGCAGGCACCUACCUCGUACCCGAGAAUUUCCAGGCCAGAAAUAUGGAACUCAUUAAAUCCAUAAAAAAGUUCCUAAACAACGACGAGUCGAAGUUCAACGAAUUCAAAACCUACUCAGGCCAAUUCAGACAGGGUCUGAUCUCUGCUGCGCAGUACCACAGGAGCUGCCGAGACCUGCUGGGAGAGAACUUCAAGAGGAUCUUUAACGAACUGCUAGUCCUCCUGCCGGACACCGGCAAGCAGCAGGAGCUCCUCUCGGCCCACAGCGACCUCCGGGUGCUGGAGAAGCAGGGCGGCAGCAAGCCCAGGAAGAAUAAAAAGAGCGCCUGGCAGACCGGCACUGCCAACAACAACCUGGACUUGGACUGCCAGAUCUGUCCCACCUGCAGGCAAGUCCUGGCGCAGGAGGACUUUGUGGCCCAUAAGACCUUGCACGCGGGAGAUGAGGACUUCCCAUCUCUCCAAGCCAUUAGCAGGAUCAUCAGCUAGCCCCCUCACCCCUCCCCCCGCCCCCUCCCAGCGUGAUGGUCCACUCGUCCACCCAUGCAGGGUGAACCCGCAUCCGCGCUGUAGGAACAGGUGCGCUCAGUGCAAAUAAUGAAGGUCGCAAAACCCGCCGUGGGGGGUCAGGCAAGUACUUCUUCAGUACGAGAACGGAGCGGUCGUAAGGGUGACCCUUUGAAAGACUGAAUCGAUUUCCGGGAAGAGUAGUAGUUUCUGAAAAGUCCGACAAGCUGAAGCGGUUCAAAUCUAUCCCAGCCAGUCUCGUGCUGCGAGGCCAGAGAAUUGAAAAGAAGAAGGGGGCAUGCAGGCAUGCUGGCGGAUAACGGUCUCGGCCUUUCCCUGCCGUGUUUAAGGAACAGCUGAAGCGGUUAGUUGUGCUUGAAAAUGAUCCAUUUAAGAUUUACUUGAAAGUGAAGUGGUAAAGUUCUUGCAGAUUUAUCCCCCCUCCCCCCCCUCUUGGAAUGCCCGUUUAUGUUUGUAGAUUUUAUAUAUCAAGCUCUUCAAGCCUGUACAUUGAACUGUAAAAAUUGUAUUUAAUUUGUUAUCCGCUUCAGUUCUUCAAUUUGUUGUUUAAUGUGUAUGCAGAAAGUGCUGAAUGCAAAGGGCAAAGUACAAAACUUAUGAUUUAUUUAACAACAUUUAUACAAAUUAAGACAAAAAUUUAGACACUGUAUAUUGAAUGAACCUGGUAUUAAAGGUUUAGACUACACAGUUAAUUAAAAUGUUUUGAUUGUUGUGGUGGGGGGGAGGCUUUGAAAACAGUCCCAGAACUUUAUUUCUCAAAAAAAUGUAAUUGGCCCAGUUUUACAGGGUAGGCAUGAUACUGAGCUUCAGUGAUAAUAUGAAGCAGUUUCCACUGUUUGGCUGGAGCUGUUAGCAAUACAUUACAAUGCAGUUCACGUCCUAGUGCAUGGUUUCUUUAAUGGUAUGGGUUACUGGCUUCACAGCUUCAUGGAUGGUAUUUUCUCCCAUUCCUCCAGAAUCCACAGAUCCGUUUGUUCAAACUCUUCUGGGAAUGCACUUGAGCUUAAGAUUUUUUUUUCACACUAAUUCAUGCCCUGAUCACUUCCAUUGUUUUGACUGUCCUUUCAUUUGAAAUACAAUAUUGAACUAUACGUAGGGCAUGAUCUUUACAAAAUUACUAAAAUUUGAAGAUAAUGUUUGAGAGUAUAUGCUGUUUAAUGUCAUUCUAUGCUGCUGUCUUCAUUUUUUUGGGAUCCACUCACAAACUUUAUAUAUAACACUCUUCCAGCUAGAAAGAAAACAACAAGAAAAAACAUCUUCAUGCAGUUUUCACACAAAUAUCAUUUAAAGGGAGUUUUUUACCAUCUAGAACAGGUGAGCUGCCAAUUAGGUAAUCGAAACCAUUAUGACAAAGAUCGAGUCAUCUGUUUUACAAAAUAUGGCCACCAUCAUACCAUCUGUUAUUUUACCAAAUGCUUUAUCAAAUGUCUUUUGAGGUUAUGUUGGAAAGUGCUUAAUAAUUCAAGGGAGUUUCUCAUAGUUUGAAAGUGUUCCACCUCGUUGACGGUUCUCAUCUGGUCUUUUGCUUUCCCCUACAGACCGUAGUCUGUUGUGGGCUGUAUUUUACUUUAAGAAAAGACCAUAAUCAAGCUCUUUCAAUACCAGAUUUGAAGGCACUUUUUCGAAGGAUCUCCAGAAUCCUUGAUUUCUGACUACCCAUUCUCUUUCGAUUGGUUCACAGUGUAGAGAGAGGCAUUUUGCUCCCUGCAAAUGCAUCUUUUUUCCUUCAGUUUAUUUUGCUGCUUUUCAUUGAAGCGAUUUUGUAAAACAGUACCUCUCCCUGUAUUUUGAAAGAGGUGCCAAUAAAAAAAGUGGUUAAAUUCA